CCCUACCUCAUCCUCGUCCAAGCACGCGCGCCCAUUUCUUCCUGCUUCGUCGCUUCAACUGUACCUACUGCACUGCCGCCCGUACCCAUAGCUUAGCGCGCCGUGCGCGCGAGCACGAUGAUGUGCAUGCGCGGCCAUGUCGUCGCCGUCGCCUUGGCGGUUGCCGGCCUGCUGACGACCCUCGAGCUCGCGGCUGGCAUACCGUGGGAGGCAUGCGGCAACGCAACUGCUAACUACACGGCCAACAGCAGAUACCAGCACAACCUCGGCCUGGUGGCCGCGGCCCUACCCACCAACGUCUCCACGUCCCCUGCCCUCUUCGCCACCGCCGUGAACGGCGACGCGCCGGACAAGGUGUACGCCAUCGGGGUAUGCCGCGGCGAUCAGAACGCCUCCGCCUGCCAAGACUGCAUCGCCGCCACCUUCAGGGACGCGCAGAAGCUCUGCCCCUACAACAGGGGCGCCGCCAUCUUCUACGACAUCUGCCUCGUCGGCUUCUCCGACAGGGACCUGCUCGUCGCGCGCACCAACUCCGACGACCAGGAGGUGCAGCUCUACAACGCCCAGAACGUCACCUCCGACGUCAGCCAGUUCAACGCAACCGUCUACAAGCUCCUCGGCUCCAUGGCCGAGUACGUCGAAACCAUAAACUCGGCGAGGAAGUUCGCCACCGGGACCAUCGGCUUCGACGAUACCUACCCCAAUAUCUACAGCAUGGUGUGGUGCACGCCUGACCUGACGCCUGGGCAGUGCCGCGCUUGCCUUGCCGCCACCAUUGCCGAGAUGCCGCGCGUCUUCAUCCCGAAUACGCGGGGCGCCAGGAUCACCGGCCUGCGAUGCAGCGUGCGGUAUGAGGUAUACCCGUUCUACAACGGCGCCAUCAUGCUGCAGCUGCCGGGCACCUCGGCUGGUAAGAAGAGUAAUGAAACCGGUAAAAUUCUUGCAAUUGUGCUACCUUCAGUGGCAGCUCUACUUGUGAGCAUUGUGGCGUGCUUUUGUUGCUGGAGGAGGAGGACAAAAAGUAAAAACUUACUGGCAUAUGGAUCUCAUGUGGAGGGCAUUGAUAGUAUUGAAUCACUUAUUAUUGAUCUACCAACAAUACGAACUGCCACAGAUAACUUUCACGAAAAUCGUAAGCUUGGUGAAGGAGGAUUUGGUGCAGUUUACAAGGGCUCCCUUCCUAAUGGUCAAGAUAUAGCAGUGAAACGCCUCUCUCAGAGUUCUCGGCAGGGAAUAGGGGAACUAAAAAAUGAGCUAGUCUUAAUUGCCAAUCUUCAGCAUAAAAACCUCGUGAGGCUUAUUGGCGUCUGCUUGCAGGAGGACGAGAAGCUUCUUGUCUAUGAAUGCAUGCCGAACAGAAGUCUGGACACCUUUCUUUUCGAUUCCGAGAAACGCAAAGAGUUACAUUGGGGGAAGAGAUUCACGAUAAUAAAUGGGAUUGCUCGUGGAUUGCAAUAUCUGCAUGAAGAUUCCCUGUUGAAGAUAGUUCACCGGGAUCUAAAGGCAAGUAACAUCCUCUUGGAUGCAGACAUGAAUCCAAAGAUUUCGGACUUUGGCUUGGCAAGGCUUUUUGGAGGGGAUCAAUCACAAGACACCACAAAUCGAGUUGUUGGAACAUAUGGAUACAUGGCACCAGAAUAUGCUCUACGUGGGCAGUAUUCUAUAAAGUCGGACAUAUAUAGCUUUGGUGUGUUGAUGUUGGAGAUCCUCACAGGAAGGAAAAAUAGUGACUCCUACAAUUCUGACCAAUCUGUUGAUCUGCCGAGUCUCAUAUGGGAACACUGGACAAUGAAAUCAGUUAUGGAGAUGAUGGACCCAUACAUGAGUGGCGAUUCCUCGCAGGACGAGAUUUUGAGAUGUGUUCACAUUGGACUAUCAUGCGUUCAGGAAGACCCUGCUUACAGGCCAACUAUAUCAACAAUCAAUAUCAUGCUGGAUAGCAACACGGUCCCAUCUCAACCUCCAUUGAAGCCGGCAUUCUACGUAGAGAUGGGUGGCGACAUUGUCUCAGACAUGUAUUCCCGAUCAUACCCAGGAGGUGUCAAUGAUUCAACAUCCAAGUCGAAUGCAAUGUCACCGAAUGAGAUGUCGAUAACAGAUCCAGAACCAAGAUAAGUUUCAAAAUAAUGAACAAGAACAAGUUUCCUAUUGUUGUUGUAGGGAAACAAAAAUCUUCAUCGUCUAUUGAGUUAGACAAUGGUAUUUCUGUGUAUGCAUUUGGUAUGGUUGAACUUAUUUAUGUACUUGUACAAGCCGUAAGAUGGAUCACUCUUCUCGACUGCCCAGAGGGGCAUUGUAUGGUAACAAACAUAGAGUUCAUACUGCUGGUCAGCUGUGAUAAAAAAUAAGAUAUGUAUGUCAGUGAGUUUA
Triticum urartu is the source of this 2370-nucleotide messenger RNA. RefSeq names its product cysteine-rich receptor-like protein kinase 6. The record is from RefSeq and is a predicted model, not a curated record. Gene Ontology annotation, biological process: protein phosphorylation. Gene Ontology annotation, molecular function: ATP binding; protein serine/threonine kinase activity. NCBI's taxonomy places the organism in Eukaryota, Viridiplantae, Streptophyta, Magnoliopsida, Poales, Poaceae. Gene Ontology annotation, cellular component: plasma membrane.